CUAUGAACAGUUUUAAGAUUGUUUAUUUUUCUGUUAUUAUCGUUCAAAUUGUUCAUUAUAAGAAGAAGGAAUAUGAAGAGGAACUCUAACGUGGUGAUUUGGCGCCAUCUAGAGUCCAUUUAGGUAUAUAUGCCUGGAAUGGGGUGGUGCACGUUUCACACGUUUUCAGCUUCCUUUCAGUCACGUGGUUAUGCGCCGUCGUUGACCAAAUGGUCGGUUUGGGUAUUUAGGAGUUUAGGAAACAAUGUAGUUGUAUGUGCUGCUUGUUUGUUUGGUCUUCUGGCACGCGCGUUGUAACUUUUGGAUAAGGUGUGACCUCUAUAGGUCAUACAGGGCUUCAUGUGCAGGAGCAUCAUCAGCAUCAGCAACGUUUUUUUUGUGCAUUUUGUUACAAGUGAGUCUUCCAGCUGGUGUGAGCUGCUUCUCUCAGUGACUCUGUGUAAGUUUGGAUUUCAAUACAAUGGCUGAAUCAAAUAUUUUAGGACUUCAGGACCAGUUCAGUUGUCCAAUCUGUCUGGAUCUUCUCAAGGAUCCAGUAGCUCUUCUGUGUGGUCACAGUUUCUGUAUGCGGUGCAUUAAUGGCUGUUGGGAUCAUGAGGAUCAGAAGGGAGUCUAUAGCUGUCCUCAGUGUCGACAAACCUUCACUCCAAGACCUGCUGUGAGUAAAAACACUGUUCUGGCUGAAGUCAUGGAGACACUGAAGAGGGCAGGAUUUCAAGCUACACGUCCUGCUCAGUGUUUACCUGAACCUGAGGACGUGGAGUGCGAUUCCUGCACUGAGAGAAAAUACAAAGCCAUCAAGUCGUGUCUGGUGUGUUUGGCCUCCUUCUGCGAAACUCACCUCCAACCUCACUAUAAAUCUCCUGCCUUCAAAAAGCACAUGCUGGUUGAAGCCUCCAGGCGACUCCAGGAGCAGAUCUGCUCUCAGCAUGGCAAACUGCUGGAGCUUUACUGUUACACUGAUCAGCAGUGUAUCUGCAUGUUGUGCACCUUGGAUAAACACCGUAUACACUAUGCAGUAUUGUCUAGCGCAGGAAGAGACGAGAAGCAGAAGGAGUUGUUAGACAUCCAGGGAAAAUACCAGCAGCGAAUCCGGGAACGAGAGAAGGAGCUUGAGGAGGUAACCAAGGCUGUGAAUUCUCACAAGCAAUCUGCACAAACGGCAGUUCAGGAAAGCGUAAAGAUCUUCAACAGGCUGAUCGCAUCCAUUGAGAGAAGACGCUACGAGGUGACGGCGCUGAUCCGAGCUCAGGAGGCAGCUGCAGUGAGUCGAGCUGAAGAAGUCAUGAAGCAACUGCAGCAGGAGAUCGCAGCUCUGAAGAGGAGAGACGCUGAGAUGGAGGAGCUUUCAAACACAACCGAUAACAUUUAUUUUCUGCAGAAUUUCCAGUCAGUCUCGGCUCCUCUCGGAUGUUCAGACUUGCCGCCCAUCACCGUGAAUUCUCUCCACACUUUUGCAGACGUAUUAAAAUCGGAGACUCAAAUGGAAGAAAAAGUGGAAAAAGACUGUGAAGACGAAUUUGAGAAGAUGUCUAGUGAAGUGAAGAAAGUUCAGGUUAUCCCUCCUCAAAGCAGAGAAGAAUUGCUAAAAUAUUCCCAUCAGUUCACUCUGGAUCCCAAAACAGCAAAUACGCAGCUCCGUCUGUCCGAUUCCAACCACAUGGUGACCAACAAUCUAUCAUUAAUGCCAUAUUAUACCCCUCAGAGAGUUUUAGCUCCUACUCCCAGGUGCUGUGCAGCGAGAGUGUAUCCCAAGCCUGUUACUGGGAAGUGGAGUGGACCGGAAGUAACGGCGUUUCCAUAGCAGUGUCUUAUAAGGACAUCGUCAGGAAGGGAAUUGGUAACGAGUGUGCGUUUGGAUUCAACGAUAAAUCCUGGAGUCUGAAGUGCUGCACUUCCAGUUACACCUUCUUACACAACAACCAAGAAACCAAACUCCCCAUGAACCUCAUCUCCUCUAGAAUUGGAGUGUUUGUGGAUUAUAACGCAGGAACGUUGUCUUUUUAUAGUGUCUCUGACAAGACAAAGCUCCUCCAUACCAUCAAGAGCACCUUCGCUCAGCCUCUGUACCCUGGGUUUACUGUAAACUCCAAUUCAACAGUAAAGCUGUGCCGUUUAAAAUAGAUAGAUACCCAAGGAAGCUCAAAUCGUACGAGUGUUUGGCUUUAUAUAAAUGUGUAUAUAUGAAUACAUAAUGUGUGAAAUAACUGUAGAAAGCAGACUUAGUGGCACAUACACCUGCAUUACUGAUAUAAAUACGAUCCUACCUGAUCAGUAUACAUGGUGAUCUCAGAUGCCUCCUGAGCUUGAAGAAUAGUGAGCAAUGUGUUUGGUUAAAGCAACCAUCCAUAAUUAUUUGAUAUGUUUUGAUUAUUUUCAUGCAAAAGCGCAUCUUGAAUUUUUUUUGUUGAUUCCUAACACAAGUGUAAACAAGUGUUGUUGUUUUUUCUUUUUCAAUAAUGAAUGAUUAUUAAAGAAUGAUGUUGCUUUAUGUUGUGGAACAUGCUUGAGUUGUAAAACUAGGUUAUAGACUUUUGUUUUUGCCUGUAAACCUGUAUCGACUCCUUACAUGUUAAAUAAAUGUCACUUGAAUGAUGUUACAUUGAUGGUUCUAGUUUAAGUUUUAUGGGGACCAAGCAUUAAAUGUGCAAAGACCGUA
Silurus meridionalis is the source of this 2659-nucleotide messenger RNA. Its product is annotated as E3 ubiquitin/ISG15 ligase TRIM25-like. Bases 461 to 1804 code for a protein of 447 amino acids. Gene Ontology annotation, molecular function: zinc ion binding. The record is from RefSeq and is a predicted model, not a curated record. Lineage: Eukaryota; Metazoa; Chordata; Actinopteri; Siluriformes; Siluridae. The transcript has 6 exons.